AUUUCAUUUGAACUUCAAAACCCUAUCAAAAACCCUCUACUUUCUUCAAUCUCAGCUGCCAUGGUUUUCUGAAAAAAAAAAAGCUUAAAAUGUCAGCUUCUAGAUUGUUCUUUCUACUUGGAGCUUCGACUGUUCGUAACUGUAACAAGCCUACGAAUAUAUCUUCUCCAUUUUCUCCAUUUCGAUUCUCAAAGCCGUUGCUUUGUCCUGUUGUACGGUUCCGCAGUUACAAUUGUACCUCAGCUACACUCGAGACCAAAACAAUCGAACCAUUGGUCAGUCCUAGAAAUCAUCCAUGGCCAGAAUGGGUUGCUUUCGUGGACCGUUUGAAAAGCAAAGGAUACAUUACAGAAAAAAGUACGAGCACGGGUGAAGACGGCGAUGGGAGUAUUUAUACGGAUAUGAAUUUGUUGAAAGAUGCAUGCCUUAACUUCUCUCGCGACCGUUCAGACAUUUUCAAAAAGUUGUCCACCCAAGAUAUGCAGAAAGUUGUGGAGAAGGGCUGUCCUAAUCUAUUCAGGAAGGUUGUUAACUCUGCGAAAAGGCUAAGGAUUCAUCUAAACCUCGACGAAGGAGAGGUAUGUGGUGCUUGCAAUUUCCGUGGAUCAUGUGAUAGGGCUUACUUGAUAUUAAAGGAGUCUGAGGGUGUCGCGCGUACAGUCGAUAUUGUGCGGGUCUUGCUUAUUUAUGCAUUUGAUUCUGCAGUUAUAUCUAGUGGAGCAAUGCCUCCUGGUAGUGAGCUUAUCGAGGUAUCUGCAAGACAAUUGCUCUCAGAGUUGGUUGAAUUAAGUGAGACACCUAUUGAUCCUGAUCAUCUAACACCUGCCCCCAAGGCUUCUCCAAGAAAGAAAGAGUCUGUUGGCUCAAGGACAGAUGGUCUGGAAGAUGUUGAAAUGAAAAGAAGAAAUUCAACUGGUCUUGAGGGUGAAAUGCCUAAAAGAAAUGUUGAAAUGAAGCAAGGAGAUUGGAUCUGUUCGCAGUGCACUUUCAUGAACUUCGCCCGCAAUGCACAGUGCCUGAGAUGCAAAUCAAAAGGACCUAGUCGAGAUGCUCCUGUGGUUAAAGAAAUGAAAAAGGGAGAUUGGAAUUGCCCACAAUGUACAUUCAUGAAUUUUGCUAGCAAUACCAAGUGUUUACGCUGCCAAGAGCAGCGUCCCAAGAGACAGCUGAAUCCUGGAGAAUGGGAGUGCCCCUCAUGUGACUUCUUGAACUUCAGAAGCAACAUGGUCUGCAAGAAGUGCACUUGUGAACGUCCCAAAGAUGCAAAGACACAGUCAAAAUAUGAGGAGCAACUCUGGACAAAGCCUUACUAAUGUAGCUAAACAUCACAGCUCAUACAGUCGGUUGAGGAUAUCAUCACAACGCAACUUUUUUUGGUGCUUCAGGUGAGUGGAUAUGGAAUUGGGAAUAACAUAUUUCUUCCUCUCGUUGUUACUUUAGCAAUUAAGAGAUGUUUGUUAAGUCUUAAUUUAUAUUUUCGUGAAAUAGUUUGUAAGUAUUAUUUACUGUAGAAUCUAAUAAACAGUGUUUCAUGGGCCACUUUAAUUUUUUUUUAAAGUGUAAGAAUAUAUUGAUUUAUGGGUUUAUCUGUUCUGGAAAUUUGUAGUAUGUGGGAGCA
This is a messenger RNA of Solanum lycopersicum (tomato), 1618 nucleotides long. RefSeq names its product zinc finger protein VAR3, chloroplastic. The record is from RefSeq and is a predicted model, not a curated record. Gene Ontology annotation, molecular function: mRNA binding. Lineage: Eukaryota; Viridiplantae; Streptophyta; Magnoliopsida; Solanales; Solanaceae. Gene Ontology annotation, cellular component: cytoplasm.